Messenger RNA from Medicago truncatula (barrel medic), 1318 nucleotides. Its product is annotated as plasmodesmata-located protein 8. The record is from RefSeq and is a predicted model, not a curated record. NCBI's taxonomy places the organism in Eukaryota, Viridiplantae, Streptophyta, Magnoliopsida, Fabales, Fabaceae. The transcript has 3 exons. The coding region runs from base 179 to 1006 and encodes 275 amino acids. Gene Ontology annotation, cellular component: plasmodesma.
UUAAUGGUCAUGACAUAAUUAUAUACUCUUUGCUCCGACCAAACAAUAGUUUAACACAGAAAAGGCUUCAUUCAACAAACACAAAAACAAACCACUAUUUCACUCUUUCAUUAUCACAAAUCAAAAAACCACACAAACUAAAACCAAGGUUUGCAAAGAAAAUUAAUCAAAAGGAAAAAUGUUGAGUUAUCUUCAACUACACUCCAUUCAAAGAAUCAUCUUGAGACUCUUUUAUCUUCUAAUUUUCAUAUCUUCCUUUCCUACUACCCAUAGCUACCCUUCAAGAACUCACAUCACAAUCUAUGCAAGUUGCACAGAAGAAAAAUACCAACCAAACACCCCCUAUGAAUCCAACCUCAACAGCUUGUUAUCUUCAGUUGCAACAUCAUCAUCUGAAGUUACUUUCAAUAGUUAUGGAAUUGGAAAUGGAACCUCAACACAACCCGAAGGAGCAGUAUACGGUUUAUACCAAUGCAGAGGUGAUUUACAUCCAAUUGACUGUUCAAAGUGUGUUGGAAGAGCAGUUAAUCAAAUAAGCUUGGUGUGUCCUUAUUCCCUUGGUGCUUCUUUGCAACUUGAAGGUUGUUUUGUAAGAUAUGAACAUAGUGGUGAUUUUCUUGGUAAAUUGGAUACAAGUAUUAGGUAUAAGAAAUGUAGUAAACAUAUGAGUAGUGAUGUUGAGUUCUUUCGGCGUAGAGACGAUGUUCUUGAAGAUUUGCAAACGGCGAAUGGAUUUAGGGUUAGUAGUUCAGGAUUAGUUCAAGGGUUUGCACAAUGUUUGGGUGAUAUAAGUGUAUCAGAUUGUUCAACUUGUUUGGUUGAUGCAGUUGGAAAGCUGAAGAGCUUAUGUGGAUCAGCUGCAGCUGCUGAUGUGUUUUUGGGACAAUGUUAUGCUCGGUAUUGGGCUUCUGGUUAUUAUGAAGAAUCAGUGUUUUGUGCAGAUUCUCACAAUAAUGACCAAGUGGGGAAAUCAGUUGCAAUUAUUGUGGGUGUGUUUGGGGUCUAGCAGUUCUAGUUGUCCUUCUCUCAAUUUGCAAAAAAGCAGCGGGAUAAGAAGAUGCAGGUACUAUAGGAAAGGGUAAUCAUCAAGAAAGUUCCACAAAUGUUUAUUAAAAUUUAGUGAAAACCUGCUUUUGCUUUUUGAUGAAUUUAAUAUUUUGCUUUCUUGACAAAAGAAAGUGGGACUUAUCCUUUUGUUUAGAAAUUAGAAAUACAUCAACUUAGAAAGGGCUGCAUAUUGUCUUGCCUUGGUGAUGUCCAACCAAAACCCAUCAUUAAUUAAUUUAAACAUUUUAAAUGCAUUUUCAUAUUAUAUUCU